This is a messenger RNA of Ictidomys tridecemlineatus (thirteen-lined ground squirrel), 4364 nucleotides long. Lineage: Eukaryota; Metazoa; Chordata; Mammalia; Rodentia; Sciuridae. The record is from RefSeq and is a predicted model, not a curated record.
GAGGUACAUUUAAACAAAUCUCUUAUUUCAGAGAUUGGCAAUGGACCCUCGCUGUAAAGGGAUGCCGCUGUCUAGUUUUAUACUGAAGCCUAUGCAGCGGGUAACAAGAUACCCACUGAUCAUUAAAAAUAUCCUGGAGAACACGCCUGAAAACCACCCUGACCACAGCCACUUGAAACAUGCCCUGGAGAAGGCCGAAGAGCUGUGUUCCCAGGUGAACGAGGGGGUGCGCGAGAAGGAGAACUCGGACCGGCUGGAGUGGAUCCAAGCCCAUGUGCAGUGUGAAGGCCUGUCGGAGCAACUGGUGUUCAAUUCAGUGACCAAUUGCUUGGGGCCACGCAAGUUCCUGCACAGUGGGAAGCUGUACAAGGCCAAGAGCAACAAGGAACUGUACGGCUUCCUUUUCAAUGACUUCCUCCUGCUGACCCAAAUCACCAAGCCCUUGGGGUCUUCCGGCUCGGACAAAGUCUUCAGCCCCAAGUCUAACCUGCAGUAUAAAAUGUACAAAACACCUAUUUUCCUAAACGAGGUUCUAGUAAAAUUACCCACUGACCCUUCUGGAGAUGAACCCAUCUUCCACAUUUCCCACAUCGACCGAGUCUACACCCUCCGAGCAGAAAGCAUAAAUGAACGGACUGCCUGGGUGCAGAAAAUCAAAGCUGCUUCUGAGCUCUACAUAGAGACUGAGAAAAAGAAGCGAGAGAAGGCGUACCUUGUCCGUUCCCAAAGGGCAACAGGCAUUGGAAGGUUGAUGGUGAACGUUGUGGAAGGCAUUGAGUUGAAGCCCUGCCGGUCACACGGAAAGAGCAACCCAUACUGCGAGGUGACCAUGGGCUCCCAGUGCCACAUCACCAAGACAAUCCAGGACACGCUGAACCCCAAGUGGAAUUCCAACUGCCAGUUCUUCAUCAGAGACCUGGAACAGGAGGUCCUGUGCAUCACCGUGUUCGAGAGGGACCAGUUCUCACCAGACGAUUUUUUGGGUCGGACCGAGAUCCGUGUAGCUGACAUCAAGAAAGACCAGGGUUCCAAGGGGCCAGUGACCAAGUGUCUGCUGCUGCACGAGGUCCCCACGGGAGAGAUCGUGGUCCGCCUGGACCUGCAGUUGUUUGAUGAGCCGUAAGGAGCGGCCUGGGCCACGCUCAGAGGCUGCACCUGCUGUCUGCAAAUUGUGUUCUUUUUCUAAAACAUUAUUAUUUGGUGUUUAGCCACAGGACAAUGGGACAGCAAAGAUGGGCCCCUCCAAUCUAGGAAUAAUUCUCGACAAUCCUGCUCCUUGAACAGUUUCCCGUUUUAUGAAAAAAAGCUGUUUUCUUUCCUCCUCACUUCGGGCCUCACUGUGGCUUCUAGGGUCUCUGAAUCUUCUAACCCUCAAGUAGGUUGGAUUGGAACCUGGCCCAUCCUUGGACUCGUGGCAUGGGCCUGGUUACUGUAGAGUAGCUUCCUAAACGCAGUGUCUGUUUUCUUGGAGAACUUGUGUGACCUCCUAUUCUCAUGUCCAUCAGCCCCUUUGUAGACUCCUUGGCCUAUACCACUCAGGCCUUGGUGUGUUUAGAAACAAUUAUGAGCUGGGCCUGGUGGUGCGUGCCUGUAAUGCCAGCAGCUUGGGAGGCUGAGGCAGGAGGAUCACGAGUUCAAAGCCAGCCUUGGCAAUUUAAUGAGGCUCUAGGCAGCAAGACCCUGUCUCUAAAUAAAAUAUAAAUAAAAGGCUGGGGAUAUGGCUUAGUGGUUGAGUGCCCCUGGGUUCAAUUACAAAAAAAGAAAGAAAGAAAGAAACAAUGAGGAUGGAUUUGUUUGGCUUCAGAAUUUCAUUCCCCUGCAGGGAAAUGCUCUCUGGGAUCUGAUUGCUCUGUGUGAUAGUCUCCUAAUUGAACUCUAACUAAGCUCUUUGAAGAGCUAGUCCCUGGAAGAUUCCAGCAUGUCUGCUGUUCCAGCUGUUCCAUUCCCCUCUAGGCCCCGGAAUUGAUAUGUCAGUGAAAGCACACAAUGUACCUUCCGGUGAUUCAGUUCUGAUUCCUGGCGAGCGUGGAAGGUGGGCACGGAAGCUCAUCAUCUGCAAAGUCGUGCUUUGCUGGGUUAGAUCACUGCCCGUUGCUGGGAAGGCAACUUUGUGACGUCAUUGAAUCCCGGUUGCCAGCCCUGGUUGGAAAGUUUUAUUUUGGCUUGGAGGCCUGUGAUGUUCCAUGACAAGAGUCAUUGCUGGUGACCAGGUCUGAGCCUAUUCUCUGAUCAAAGGUACCAGAGGGAAAUUUCAGAAGCAGUUUUUGGUAGGUUCCUAAAAAAGGUAGGUCCUGCACCCCUAAGAUUUAAAAACGAAAGAUGACAAACUGGAGGUGGAGUGGGAAGGUGUGAAGGAUGCCCAUCAUGUGGUGAGGAGUGUGCCCACAGCUCUGGGGAGGAAGAGCCACACUCCUCCUGGGCUGCGUCAGACACAGGCCAGCCUCUCUGGGGUGGAAUACGGGCGCUUGCUGCCAGAGUCAGGGGUAGGACUGUGUACCAAGCUACUUAGUGUUCUCCCUUGAAUUCCAGGAGGGCAGCUGGUUAAUUAGAAUACCUUGAUUUGCUAAUGAGAAGUGUGGGCCAUGUUUUGUUUGCAUGUUGAUGUUCUCAUAAUUGCAGCUCGUUGUGGUCAUGAGGUGUCCUCUGCAUGUCCUCUUGGUACUAGAGUCUAGCUUUCCUAUGUUGGAUGGUAUUCUGAAAUUUGACUGUAGGUCCUUAGAAUUUGAUUAGGGUUGUAGCAGUGUUUUCACAAUGAUCGUGGCAGAGUACCCCCUUCUUUGGGAAUUGAAUGUGUAGAGUUAUUGCUUCUGGUAAUGGCCCUGUCCUAGUUCAAGCAGUUUUUAAAACGUGUGUGUUGGAAAGAAUAACAAAGUUUACAUUUCAUACUUUUAAGAAACACUUUAUUAUUUAUUUAUGAAGAUAGUGUAGAAUUUUGUAUCAGACAUAAGUAUUUUUUGAAACAAGCAGAUAAACCCUUUAGUUAGAAACUUUCAACUGAACAUGUUGUAGAGCAAGUUCAACUUCAGGCAUGCAUUUCUUUACCACUUCCCGGCAGAAAACAUGGUUAAAAUACUUUGUGUUUUUUGAUGUUGUUAAGAAACUCCCUUAAAUCUAUAAAUAGACAUGUAAUUCGUGUGUUCCUAUUUCUAUACCCAACAGAGUUUGUUCAUUGUGUUUAUGAAGGACAUGUUACCAUAGUAGGAAAAAAAAUGUAUUAAAUGUUAAGUGGGAUAGUGUUGGAUCACCAUUCCAAUCCCUUUCUUUCUGUUCUCCCUUUUCUUCCUUCAUUGACUUUAUUUUUGUAUUAACGUUGGACAUCUCUGCUCCUGUAGGGAGUGUGUGGUAUGCACAAUGAUAAAUCUCUUUAAAUCUUUUAGAUUCCAGGUCUCCUACUGGUAGAAUCCCAUUAUUGGAAUUAUGUAGCAUGAAAAAGCAAUAUGUGGUCUUUUUUCCCACGUGACUCUAUGGAGCAUCCUUGAGAUGCUUCUCGGCCUAGCAAGUUCUGGAUGAGUGUCCUUGUAUUUUCUGGUGUGAUUUGUAAUGUGACCCAUGGUAUUAUGAAUGCAUUGGGCUGUCCCUCCAACCCGGCUGUGACUGAGACUAGUGUUGGGGAGGCAGGGAUAUGGUGAUGCACGGAGCCUUGAGCCCUUGGCCCUCUAUUCCUUCACUUCUCUCUCUCUGCUGUCUGGGCUACAUUUCACAGACAUGAAAUGCCCUGGACAGGAAGGAGUCUGUCGCCUGGCUCUUCGCUUUCUAACUACAGAGUUUCUCUAGGCGUGCUUCCUGACAUCCCGAUACAGCCUUUUAGUCACCGCUGCAAGUGUUCCUCUUCUCUGAGCCACACUGCUAGUUCCUCCUGUGCUCUCUGACAUCCUCUCACCCAGAAAGGAGCUUUCCUGGUUACAUGCUGUGCUCUGACCCUCAGUCAGCCCUGAGGAUUAUCCCGAGCACAGGAGAUCUUGGACCUUCUUCCUAGACCUGCUGUCUCACAGGGUCAUUCCACAUCCUGGUCCUUCUGGGUCAGGGCUGCCCUGGCUGAUAUUUUCUCUCCUGGCCUGUAAACAGGAUCAUCUCCUAGAAUCAGGACCAUGAGAGCCUAAAGACAUAUUGUGGUUCAUUCAGGUCCAGGUCUGACCUAAUGGGGAAGAGAGAACAUUCUAGGCUUGGGUUACCAGGAAUGUCCCAGAAUUGGGGCCAGUCUUCCCUGUUUCACUGCUUGGAUAACAUGUCUCUGUCCUCUGAUAGCAGAAAGCUCUGCUCCCAAAGAACAUUAGUGGAAUAGGGGGCAUUCUUUUUCUUUUCUUUUGAUCUAGAUCUAUGCAAGUACUCCAUUUCAUCUGGUUGGGUUGACUUGAACUUAAGUG